AUUCACCUCGCCCUACGCCGGCACAAAGCACCGAAACGUGUCCCAGGCUCUUGCCUCUCCGCUGUGUCCCCGUGGGGACGGCCGGGAUGCUGCUGAGCCACGGGGCCGCAGGAAAACUCAGCCCAGAGGUGAUGUGGCAGCUUGCGAAGCCCCAUCCAGCUGCACUUUCCUCUCCCAGGCAGCUGAAAUAACCACCAUGGGCUUUUCUAAAAUUAUUUUUCCAAUAAAAAUGGAGUGAAAUGCUCCUGCUCUGAAUGCAUGGAUUUCUAAGAGCCACUGAUUGAAAAAAAAAAAAAAAAAAGACCAAUGUGCGUGGAGAAUUGAGGCUGCUGCGGGCUUGUUAGGGCACAAAAUAAUGUUCUGUGGUUUGUCAGCAAACUGCUAGUGUCUGGGGACACGUGGGGGACUCAGGCUUUGCUAAAUCCAGCGGCUGCAGCAUUCAGCAAAUUGUGAGUUGGCUUCGUUGUGAAGAAAUCUUCAGUGGUGUCAGGGUUAUUUUAUACCUAUACCUAUGAUUUUUUUCAUAAAGACAGUGCAAACACAUUUUUGUCCAAGCACAGAGGAAAUCAGUUGCCAAAGGGUUUUGCUCACGGGUGCAGGUCCCUUUUCAAACUCCUUAAUCCAAAACUUUCCUUCGAGCUUUUUCCUUUGCAGUCCAAGUUCUCAGAGCUUCUUCCAAGCAUGACCGAGUCUCCUCCUCUGGUCCUUCUGCUCCUUUUUUUGCACAGAGCCUGUUGCUCUGCCCCUCCUGCCUGCAGUUCCCAGGUUGUUGGGGCUUUUUUUUCCUCUUUUUGUACUAGAAAACCAGCCGCUUGCCCUUUGAGCAGAGCAAGGACAACGGGGAUUAGGGUCUCAGUCGCAUUUCUGAGUGCUCAGCUUUUACGUAGGGCAUCUGUGGAUGUUGUUGUUGCUUCCCCGGAGCCUGUUUUCAGAGCUUUUCAGCUUCCUUUUGCUUUUUGGAGCCAGGAGGGCACGAGAGUUGAGCACUGGCCCCGAGAGGCUGCUCGGAGGCUGGGUUUGAGUCAGAGAUGCAUGCGGGAAGCCUUUGCUGCCGGGCUCUUCUGUUUGUGUCCCAAGGUGUCGGGAGCAGGAGGUUACGCCCGUGUCAGCGUUGAUUGAGGGCCCGUAGUUAAUUUGUUUAGCCUGUAAUUAAUUCUCUCGUUCUUCUUUUAUUUGUGUACUGUCAUGCUUCAUUAUGUGCCAGGACAUCAGGAAUCCUCCUACUAAUUGCUGUUUUGCGGCUCUGAAAGCUGCAAGUCGCUGCUUUGCAGACCUGGACAAACUGUUUAAUUAAGACGCGCCUUCCCCUUGCUUCUGAGCUGCCAGCCCUCAGCAGAAGGGCAGGAUUUAACAUUUUCUACGCGAAAAGCCAGAAGCUGGUGCUAGCCUCUUGCUCCACCACCGUGCACAGGACUGAGCAGGUUCCUCUCGCAUCUUCUUUCCUCCCUCUCCCCAUCCCACCGACCCGGGCUGAGAUGCUCUCGGCAGCGUGUCCAUCUCCUCGGGGCCCUGAGGCUGUUGUCUUCACCCAGCAAACCGAGCAGAAAUGCUGCCUGCAGGACGUAUUUAACAAACCUGCACAUGGGGCAGCCCGUGGAGGUGGCCAAAGCUCCGCGUGUGCAGCUGGGUUGGCACAAAAGGGUUGGCACAGAAGGCUUCAUGCUCGGUGUCAGCCACCCCAGCACAUCAUCUCUUCACCGGGAGGGUUUUUGGUGCAGGGGCCAAAUCUGCAGGAAUUUCACCAGGAAGGAGCGUAGUGGUGGUGUGUUCUGGAGCCUGGCUGCUCCCAGGGCUGAGCAAGAAGGGGCUGGAGCCGUUUUCAGAAGUCUAGGUGGCCAAGGGCAUCAAAAAGGAUAUAAGAGAGCCACGUACCCAAAACCCCAAAAGUUGCUUCCCAGGCCUGCUCCAGAGGAGGUUACAGCUGGUGGAACGAUGCCCCUUGGAGGGAAGGGAGCUAGUGCCAAUAUCUGCAAUGUUGUCCUGAUGAGGCACACGGAGCUGGAAGAAGGAAUUGAUGUCCUGGACAAUAACGGAAACAUCGUUGGGUCUUCCAGAAUCGCUGCAAAACACGCACUGCUAGAAACGGCCCUAACUAGAGUGGUCCUGCCAAUGCCUAUACUGGUUCUACCUCCAAUUAUUAUGUCCAUACUGGAAAAGACAUCCCUCCUGAGGUCCCGUCCCCGGAUGAUUCUCCCCGUGCAAAGCCUUGUGUGCCUCGCGGCCUUCGGCCUGGCCCUCCCCUUGGCCAUCAGCCUCUUCCCGCAGAUGUCCGAGAUCGAGACGGCCCGGCUGGAGCCGGAGAUCGCGAUGGCCACCGCCAGCAAGACUGUGGUCUACAACAAGGGGCUGUAAGUGGGAGCUGCGCACCUUCCCGGCCCAGGAGAGCUGGGGAGGGCCGGGGGAAGCUGGAGAUCACGACUGGGAUAAAACACAGCAAGGAGACGAAACGAGCGUAGAGCUCAGCGGUAGUAACGUACUGCCCCUCCCGGAGAUCGGGGAGCGAACUAACACUUGGGGAGAACUGACACCUCACACCACUCAAAAAGAUUAACACUGAAAUCGUUUUAACUUAGCCACAGGAGCAACAGCGAGAAAUCGCAUUCAAACACUUUAGAGAAGUAGCUAAGGAAUAAUCUCUGAACUUUUAGCACUGCAUGGAGGGAAGUUUCCGGGACGUUUCCCUGGCUAUACCUAACUACACGAGAGUAGGCUUCACCGAGCAAAUCCUGUUCUCAACGCGAAUUAAACCCCGGCACUGACGCUGCA
Messenger RNA from Cygnus olor (mute swan), 2766 nucleotides. RefSeq names its product sideroflexin 5 (gene SFXN5). Gene Ontology annotation, cellular component: mitochondrial inner membrane. Gene Ontology annotation, biological process: citrate transport; monoatomic ion transport; mitochondrial transmembrane transport. The transcript has 5 exons. Gene Ontology annotation, molecular function: citrate transmembrane transporter activity; monoatomic ion transmembrane transporter activity. The record is from RefSeq and is a predicted model, not a curated record. Lineage: Eukaryota; Metazoa; Chordata; Aves; Anseriformes; Anatidae. Bases 1582 to 2352 code for a protein of 256 amino acids.